GUUAAACUAAAAUAAAAACAAAAAAUAUUUUGAGCAAAAAACCCAAAGGAUUUUCAUGUAAAUUUCUAAUCUACUUAAUUUAUAUGAUGAUGACCUCCAAGUCUGGGUCACCGCUACAAUAAUAUAUGUAAAUAAAAAGAUCAAAACCACAGUUGUUAAAUCAUUUUAAGUAAUAUUGUUGUUAGUGGUGUUGUGCAUAGUAGCUGCUAAUUUUUUUGUAUUAAGUUCAGUAAAGCGCAUGAUCGCUGCAGGCUUAUAAUAAUGGGCGAAAUAAAAGUAUACCGGCGAAAUGCUACAAUUUGGCUCGCGAGUCUUCUGCUGUGCGCUUUCGUACUAGAAACAUCAGCUUUAACCGCACAAAAAAGACCAGCAGACAUAAAUUAUAAUUCCGGUUCGAAAAGGCAGAAAACAAACGACAACCGCAUCAUGGACCCAGCUUUCGCGAACGCCGGAAAACAAGCAGGUCUGGAAAUCUGGAGAGUCGAGGACUUCAAACCUGUAGCUUACCCUAAAAAUGAUUAUGGUAAAUUUUACACUGGGGAUUCUUACAUUGUUUUAUUCACCAAAAUAAACAAAAACAACCAAAAAUCAUGGGACAUACAUUUCUGGUUGGGAACAGAAACAAGCCAGGACGAAGCCGGUGCAGCAGCGAUUUUAACGGUUCAACUCGAUGAACUUCUUGGUGGAGAUCCCGUCGAAUACAGAGAGGUGCAAGAGCACGAAUCCCAAUUGUUCCUCUCGCACUUUAAGAACGGCGUUAGGUACAUAGCCGGUGGUGUCCAAUCGGGCUUCACCCACGUCGAUAGAAACGCCUUCGAGAAACGUUUGUUCCAAGUCAAAGGUUCCAGAAAUAUUAGAGUCAAACAAGUGAACCCAAGUAUUUCCAGCAUGAACCGCGGCGACUGCUUUAUUCUCGACGUCGGAAAAGACAUCUACGUGUUCGUCGGCAAAAAAAGCAGGAACGUGGAGAAAUUGAAGGCCAUCGGAGCUGCCUCUCAAAUCAGAGACCAAGAUCACGCCGGCAAAGGCAAAAUCACCAUUGUGGACGAAUAUUCGCCCAUGAGCGACUUCGAGAACUUCUUCAAGGCUCUCGGCGAAGGCAGCCAACAACUGAUCCCCGACGAGACCGUUGGAGGUGACGACCAAACGUUCGAAACCAACGAAGCUAACAUCGUUACGUUGUACAAAGUAUCCGACGCGAGCGGCAAACUGCAAGUCACCCCGGUCGGCCAGAAACCUCUCAUGCAAGCUUACUUGGACACCAACGACUGCUUCAUUUUGGACACCGUAGAUGCCAACAUAUUCGUUUGGGUCGGCAAGAAGUGCAACGAUAAGGAACGCAGGGAGGCCAUGAGCAAAGCCGAGAACUACAUGACGUCCAAAAAAUACCCCAAGUGGACCAACAUCCAAAGGCUCGUUGAGGGUACCGAGACGACCGCUUUCACUCAGUACUUCAAGACGUGGAGGGGCGCCAACGAGAGGCGCGACAGAAUCGUCAGAUCGGUCAGCACCGACGCCGACUGGGAGCCAAGGUUGUUCCACGCCGAAAUUCGCACCACAGGGGGUAAAUUCAGGAUCGAGGAGGUACACCACUUCGACCAAAAGGACCUCAACGAAGACGACGUCAUGCUUUUGGACAACGGCUUGGAGUUGUACGUUUGGAUUGGCAACAGCGCCAGUCCUGAGGAAAAGGAGAAAUCGGAAACACUAUCCGAGACUUUUAUUAAAUCCUUGGGACGUGAUAAUGUCAAAACUAUCACAGUUUCUCAGGGAAACGAGCCGGAAGAAUUCAAAAAUGUAUUUCCAGCUUGGGACGCUGAUGUCUGGAACAAUGUGCCCAACUAUAGAGAUCUAGUUAAGAACUGAGACUGCUUUUGCAUUUAUAUGACAAAAAAUAUUUUCUUAACUCUAUUUGUUUGUUUGCUUAAGUCUGUUAUUUAGUAGAUAUAUAAUCUAACAUAUUAAUUAAAUGUUUUAAAGUUUAUACAAAAAUUUUAAUAUAGAA
Molecule: messenger RNA, 2005 nt
Organism: Brassicogethes aeneus
Lineage: Eukaryota; Metazoa; Arthropoda; Insecta; Coleoptera; Nitidulidae
Source: the annotation of a GenBank genome assembly